AUGGAGGGAGCGGGGCGCAACGGGGGUGUCCCCAGCGUGGGAAAACCAUCCCCUGGGGAUGGGGACGUGGCCAAAAGACCCCGCCAGGUGGCGCUGCCCCUCGAGGGGCGGGGCGAAGCGCGGCGCGAGAGGAGGGGUGGAGCCCCGCCCUCUGACGUAAAGGAAAAGGGGCGUGGCGCGCGGGAGCAGCGCGCGGCGGGUUCAUUCAUAAGGAGUCGCAGCGCUCGGUGGGGCGGUCCCGAGGGGAGCAGGAGCCAUCGGCGAAACCCCGUCCCUGCGCUGGGAGGGGAGGCCCUCGCUGGAGUCCCGGCGGGCAGCCUUUGGUCUCCCCUUGCGAAGAAGAGGAGUGGGAUGCACUGGUGGCUCAUCACCGUCCUGGGGGUGCUGAGCAGACCCAGCACGGGGGAUGGGAGCUGUGCUCCCCGGGAGCGCGGGACGCCGGGAUGCCCGCCCGGAGAGGAGCCUGCCGGGGAGUGUGGCUCGGCGCAGGGGCCGCUGGGGAUGUGCCGAGCUUGUCCCCCCGGCACCUUCUCGCCGGGGGUCGUACCCUGCUCCGCUCACACCCGCUGCCAGGCCAGGCACAGGAGCCUGGUGGCACCGGGGACGGCGGUGACCGACAGCCGCUGCGGAGCCUGCCUGCCGGGGUUUUACAGCCCUGAAGGGGAGAGGGACCCCCAGGGCCCGUGCCUGCCCUGCGCCGCCGUUCCCCGCAGCACCCCGUGGUGCCCAGGCCGGCGGCGAGCCCGCAGCCCCGAAACACUGGGCCGGCCAGCGGAGACCAACAGGACGCGGGUGACUUUGAUGGGUGAGGAAGAGGAGGAGGCGGCGGCGGCGGCGCAGGCGGCCGUGUUGACCAUCGUCCCCGUCUUCUGCACCAUGGGGUUGUUGGGCAUCCUGGUCUGCAACAUGCUGAAGAAGAGGGGCUACCACUGCACCGCCAGCAAGGACCCCCAGCCUGGUGGCACCGGUCCCAGCUCUGUCUACCACCUGGAGGACACCAACGAGGACACCAUCGGGGUGCUGGUGCGGUUGAUCACUGAGAAGAAAGAAAACGCCGCGGCGUUGGAGGAGCUGCUGAAGGAGCAUCGCAGCCAACAGCUGAUGCCACCAGGCUGCACCCCCCUGAAUAAGCUGCACCUCCUGCCUCAGUUUCCCCCCGCCUGCCGGCACCAGCAGCACCUCCACACGGUGCAGGGUCUGGCCCCGUGCGCCCGCUGCAGCCAGAAGAAGUGGCCCGAGGUCCCCAAACCCGGGGCUCGCCCCGGCGAGGUGACCAUCCUCUCUGUGGGCAGGUUCCGUGUGUCCCGGAUCCCUGAGAUGAGGAGCGAGGUGCAGGGCGAACCCCCUCACGGUCCCCUCCCCGCCGGUAGCGGGAUGUGUCCUCCGUGGUUGAAAAGCACCGAUGGCACCCCUGAGCUGGCACCUGGCCUGGGGCCUGCCUUGGCGGGACGGUGACACCCACAAAGACCCCAUGGUGGGGACGGAGGAUGUUGGGUACCGUGUGAAAGCCAGACCCGCUUGGAGCCGUGAAAUGCUGGAGGUGGCAGCUUGGCUUCUGCUCCUGCCACCAAGGUGUCCACCGGCAGCACGGCAAACCCAACGUCUUGCCCAGCUGGUGAGGAGUUCCCCAUUGCCAAGAUUUGGUGGUGGCCACAGCCUGGUGGCCUGAUGGAGAUCAUCUCUGGGAGCCACUCCACCAGUGGUGGUGGCCAUGACGUGGUGGCCUAUGGAGAGCAUCUCUGGGAGCCACUCCACCGCUGGUGGUGGCCAUGACGUGGUGGCCUGGAGAUCAUCUCUGGGAGCUACUCCACCGGUGGUGGUGGCCUAUGGAGAGCAUCUCCAGGAGCCGUGGCACUGCUGGUGGUGGCCAUGGUGUGGUGGCCUGAUGGCAAGCAUCUCUGGGAGCCGUGGCACCGGCACACAGCUCCAUUGGCAGCACCAUGCAAUGGAGGACAUCAUGGGCCCAGGAUGCCAUUUCACGGUCACUUUCUGGGUCUGUUCAACUGAAGCCUCUCCAGGAAUGUCAUGAGCUCCUAAUUUCUCUCCGUCACCAGGUGCCAGCACUCAACAUCACAGGCUAAUGACAGCCUCUGGAUCAUGGGACAAAUCCCACCUUGCCAACAACCCAGCUGGGGCAUGGGUUGCUCUGGCCAAAGCUGGUCUCCCGCAUCUACAUCUCUGCUAACCAAAGUCUCAGUCAGCCCAGGAGAACGUGGUGGUGGUGGUGCUCUGCUCACCAUGACGAUCACACGCUCCGCUUUCAACAGGAGCUGGUUCUAUAGGCUCAUGUUGGCUUGGCCAUGUCGGGGUCAGUGGGACAACCCACCCAACGUUGGGUUGGAGCCCAUCGAGCUCCACCACCCACCUAGAAAUGGGUUUAUGGCUGGUCCCGGUCACUUCGCCACCACAUCACCGCACCAAAAAAAAAACCAACCACCAAACCCUCUCGGGCUCUUUUAUUUAUUUUUUUUUUUUUUGGAAACAUUUUAAUAGUUAUCGAAUGUUCUACAUCUUACAGUAAAUAUCGUACAGUUACAAACUCUUGGCUGAAAUCUGUCAGGGAGAUCACAACCUGAUCUUCAGAACCAAAACCAGAACAGAAAACAAACAGAAAAAGAAACAAAACCCACCCCCAAAUGUACACUUCAGAUGGACAAACGGAGGCUGUGGGGCUUUCCAGGGCAUCAGUUCAAGGCCAUGUUCCCUACACACCUUUGAGACUUAGACUUGGAAGACAUGGUUACUCUUGGUUUUAAUUUUUUUUCUUUUUUUUUUUUUUUUCUUUGUAUUUAUUUUUGCUUAAGAGGUCCAAUAGUAUUUAAAAAAGGAGCUGGCCUGGCAGUCGAAAUGAAUUAAAAAAUUAAUUACAUAGAAAGAGGGGGUAGGAGCGUGGCACGGGUUUGCUCGACACUACGGGAACAGGAGGGGUGGGGUGCAAUCCUGCACCCCGCUACCUUGUUUCUCCCUUCCUUGCUCUGCUUCCCAGUGGCCGCCGACCCUGCGACUCGCUCCCCAUCCAGCGCCCUGAUCCUGAACCCCCUUCGCCCCGGGAAGAACCCAGCUCCCCCAGCUCCAGGCCUCGCAGGAGGAUGCAGCGAUGCUGCAGGUGGCCGCGUUGCAGCAGGGUUUUUUUCCCUACAAACAGCACGACUGAGCGUCUUGAACGGGGAAUUGCUGCCAUUAAACCACACAGUUGCUAUUCCUGCUUUGCAAACCUCCCUGUAAUAGGUUAUUUUACCCCAUUACCAGUAAAUCUGCGAGUGCCACACACUGGGGGGAAACCCACCUUUUUCAAGCUCUUCUCCCUCCCAAGCGCCUUAACAGGCUUUAUUUUCCUACGAGAAAGCCAGUAUACAGCAGAGAAAAAUAUCCCGAGCCUGAUGCUGCCAACAGCCCGGCAGCUGCAGCAAAGCAAAGGGAAGAUGGGCAGAGGGUCACCAUGUUUUGGGGACGAGGGAUGCUCAGAGGGCCUGAAAAUACUGACAAUUAAAAACAAAAAAACCUGCAAAACCUGGAUUUAUGAGUAUGCAGCGGCAAUUAUUGCUACUGUCGGCUGGUUGGGUUUUUCCUAUUGAAAAUAAACUCCCAAAUAUAGGCUUUUUUUUUUUUUUCCUUCCUCUAAAAAAGCAAGACCCAAUUUCACACCCUCCGGCUGGGGACCGCAUCAUCCCAAAGCCUCCGCAGGGAUGCAGCCGCCAGGAUGCGGAGGGGGAGUCUCUCCGGGAAGGACCGUGUUCAGCGGGGUGCUGGCAGCUGGGGGAAAACCUGAUACCCUGAAACAUCCAUCAUUUAAAAAAAAAACCACCACAAAAACCCAAACCAAACCCUUUAAAUAACACUUCAUGGUAAUUACAUCUUGAAACUGCAAAAAAGCUGGACUGGGGGAUUAUUAUUCAUAAAAUAGAGGAGCAAAUCCUCGCCCGGAGGGUUCAGCCACUUGGAGGCGUGAUGGGUACAGGCUCCAAGGGGCUCGCUCGGGUUGGGGGCCACCACCACUAUUAACACACCUUCCCCCCCCCCCCCAAAAUCUUGCAUUACAGCUCGUGUUUUAAAGCAAAGAUAACGGCAGGGAUGGGUUAAUGGU
Phalacrocorax carbo (great cormorant) is the source of this 4084-nucleotide messenger RNA. Lineage: Eukaryota; Metazoa; Chordata; Aves; Suliformes; Phalacrocoracidae. The record is from RefSeq and is a predicted model, not a curated record.